Molecule: messenger RNA, 5691 nt
Organism: Gymnogyps californianus (California condor)
Lineage: Eukaryota; Metazoa; Chordata; Aves; Accipitriformes; Cathartidae
Gene: DENND5A
Product: DENN domain containing 5A
Exons: 25
Coding region: 1-4080 (1359 amino acids)
Molecular function (GO): guanyl-nucleotide exchange factor activity; small GTPase binding
Source: RefSeq, a predicted model, not a curated record
AUGAGCGGCGGCAGCGGGGGCGGCUCCUCGGCACCCGGCCGUUUCGCCGACUACUUCGUGAUCUGCGGGCUGGACACCGAGACCGGGCUGGAGCCGGACGAGCUCUCCGCUUUAUGCCAGUAUAUACAGGCCUCUAAAACCCGAGAUGGUGGCAGCCGUUUCAUUUCAAGUGCAACAGAAGGGGAAAACUUUGAACAGACUCCGUUAAGACGCACAUUUAAAUCCAAAGUUCUUGCUCGCUAUCCUGAGAAUGUUGAAUGGAACCCUUUUGACCAGGAUGCAGUGGGAAUGCUGUGUAUGCCUAAAGGGCUUGCUUUCAAGACACAAGCAGAUUCCAGAGAACCUCAGUUCCACUCAUUUAUUAUUACUCGUGAAGAUGGCUCACGGACAUUUGGAUUUUCUCUCACAUUUUUUGAGGAAGUUACUAGCAAACAGAUCUGCAGUGCAAUGCAGACAUUGUAUCAUAUGCACAAUGCUGAAUAUGACGUUCUUCAUACUCCACCCACAAAUGACAAAGAUAGCUGCAGCAGCACUGGAGACUACAGUGGCACUUCUGUUUCAAAGCUACAGCGUUUUAACUCCUAUGACAUCAGCAGAGACACUCUCUAUGUCUCAAAGUGCAUUUGUCUGAUUACUCCAAUGUCUUUCAUGAAAGCUUGUAAGAAAAUACUAGAACAACUUCACCAAGCAGUGACUUCACCUCAGCCGCCACCUCUACCUUUAGAAAGCUACAUCUACAAUAUUCUCUAUGAGGUUCCUCUUCCUCCAGCAGGAAGGUCAUUGAAAUUUUCAGGUGUUUAUGGACCAAUUAUCUGCCAGAGGCCAAGCACCAGUGAACUACCAUUGUUUGAUUUUCCGGUUAAAGAAGUUUUUGAAUUGCUUGGAGUAGAAAAUGUGGUUCAACUGUUUACCUGUGCCCUCUUGGAAUUUCAGAUACUGCUUUAUUCACAGCAUUAUCAGAGACUGAUGACUGUGGCAGAGACCAUCACAGCACUAAUGUUUCCAUUUCAGUGGCAGCAUGUGUAUGUUCCUAUCCUUCCAGCAUCCCUCCUUCAUUUUCUAGAUGCUCCUGUCCCUUACCUCAUGGGCUUGCACUCUAAUGGGCUGGAUGACAGGUCUAAGCUGGAACUUCCUCAAGAGGCUAACCUGUGCUUUGUGGAUGUAGACAACCAUUUCAUCGAGCUGCCAGAAGACUUACCCCAGUUCCCAAAUAAACUUGAGUUCAUUCAGGAAAUUUCAGAGAUACUAAUGGCUUUUGGAAUUCCACCUGAGGGAAACCUUCACUGCAGUGACAGUGCCUCCAAGAUGAAGAGCCUCAGAGCAUGUGACCUGGUUUCUGAUAAAAGAAACGGGAACAUAGCAGGAUCACCUUUGAAUUCCUAUGAGCUGCUAAAGGAAAAUGAGACUAUUGCAAGACUCCAAGCACUUGUUAAAAGAACAGGUGUGAGUCUAGAAAAGUUGGAGGUGCGAGAGGAGACCAGUAGCAAAAAGGAUCUUAAAAUUCAGUGUGAUGAAGAAGAAUUCAAGAUUUACCAGCUGAACAUUCAAAUCCGUGAAGUUUUUGCCAACCGCUUUACACAAAUGUUUGCAGAUUAUGAAGUGUUUGUCAUUCAACCCAGUCAGGACAAGGAAUCUUGGUUUACAAACAGGGAACAGAUGCAAAACUUCGAUAAAGCAUCUUUCUUGUCGGACCAGCCUGAACCUUACUUGCCUUUCCUCUCGAGAUUCCUGGAGACCCAAAUGUUUGCAUCUUUUAUUGACAAUAAGAUUAUGUGCCAUGAUGAAGAUGAUAAAGACCCUGUUUUGAGAGUAUUUGAUUCUAGAGUGGAUAAAAUUAGACUGCUAAAUGUUAGGACACCGACUCUGCGCACAUCUAUGUAUCAAAAGUGCACAACCAUUGAUGAGGCUGAGAAAUCUAUUGAAUUAAGGCUAGCAAAAAUAGAUCACACUGCAGUCCAUCCACACUUGCUGGACAUGAAAAUUGGACAAGGGAAAUACGAGCUUGGUUUUUUUCCCAAGCUUCAGUCUGAUGUUUUAUCCACUGGACCAGCAAGCAACAAGUGGACAAAGAGAAAUGCUCCUGCACAGUGGAGGCGGAAGGACAGACAGAAGCAACACACAGAGCACCUACGUCUUGACAAUGAUCAGAGAGAGCACCUGGACUCUUCCAUGUCAGAGCUUCAGUUGCAGUUAUGUUUAGACUGGGACCAGCAUGAUUGGCCCUUCAUCCCCUCUAUAAAAUUUGUGUCAGAGUGUUAUCUGAAGUAUAUCCAAGAAGCCAGGAAUCUGGGCAGCACUAUUCGGCAGCCCAAACUGUCUAACCUCUCUCCAUCGGUAAUUGCACAAACAAACUGGAAGUUUGUAGAAGGCUUGUUGAAGGAAUGCCGGAAUAAGACCAAGAGGAUGUUGGUUGAAAAAAUGGGUAGAGAAGCUGUGGAACUAGGUCAUGGUGAAGUGAAUAUCACAGGUGUAGAAGAGAAUACCCUGAUAGCCAGUCUGUGUGACCUCUUAGAAAGGAUAUGGAGCCAUGGUCUGCAAGUCAAACAGGAUAGAAGCUGUACUGCUUUCGUCUUAGAAGACAGAGCAUCAGUAUACUCUGCUUCAACUCAGAUUUGGGCCUUUCAGACCACCAGACGGCCAACCCUACAUAAGGGAAAGUCUGCUUUGUGGUCUCAUCUGUUACACUACCUAGAAAACAGACAGAGAAAAACUACAUCAGGCAGCUUCAGUACCUCAGGAAUACUGCUUGAUUCAGAAAGGAGAAAGUCUGAUAGCAGUCCAGCCAUGUCACCUCUUAGAAUCUCUCUCAUCCAGGAUAUGAGGCAUAUCCAGAACAUUAGUGAGAUCAAAACAGAUGUUGGCAAGGCCAGAGCCUGGGUUCGUCUCUCUAUGGAAAAGAAGUUGCUCUCUAGGCAUCUAAAACAGCUGCUUUCAGAUCAUGAACUCACAAAAAAACUCUACAAGCGUUAUGCAUUCCUCCGCUGUGAUGAUGAGAAAGAACAAUUCUUGUAUCAUCUCCUGUCAUUCAAUGCUGUUGAUUACUUUUGCUUUACCAAUGUUUUCACAACAAUCUUGAUACCAUACCAUAUAUUGAUUGUUCCUAGCAAGAAGCUUGGUGGCUCAAUGUUUACAGCCAAUCCUUGGAUCUGUAUCUCGGGAGAACUGGGUGAAACAGGAGUCCUGCAGAUUCCCAGGAAUAUAUUAGAAAUGACUUUUGAGUGCCAGAACCUGGGAAAACUGACCACAGUGCAAAUAGGACAUGAUAAUUCAGGGCUGUAUGCCAAGUGGCUAGUGGAAUAUGUUAUGGUCAGAAAUGAAAUAACAGGGCAUACUUACAAGUUUCCCUGUGGAAGGUGGCUUGGAAAGGGAAUGGAUGAUGGCAGCUUAGAGAGGAUCCUGGUGGGAGAGUUGCUGACUUCCCACACUGAGGUUGAUGAGCGGCAGUGCCGAACCCCUCCUUUGCAGCAGUCACCAAGCAUGAUCAGAAGAUUUGUCACUAUAUCGCCAAACAAUAAGCCAAAGUUAAAUACUGGUCAGAUACAAGAAGCUAUUGGUGAAGCUGUCAAUGGUAUUGUCAAGCAUUUCCACAAGCCAGAAAAGGAGAGAGGCAGUCUGACGCUGUUGCUGUGUGGAGAAAGUGGACUUGUUUCAGCUCUUGAGCAAGUGUUUCAGCAUGGAUUUAAAUCACCGAGACUCUUCAAAAACGUCUUUAUUUGGGACUUUUUGGAAAAAGCACAAACAUACUAUGAGACCCUUGAGCAGAAUGAAAUGGUCCCAGAAGAGAACUGGCAGACAAGGGCCAGGAAUUUCUGUCGCUUUAUCACUGCUAUCAACAACACCCCUAGAAACGUUGGGAAGGAUGGCAAGUUUCAGAUGCUGGUGUGUCUUGGAGCCAGAGACCACCUUUUGCAUCACUGGAUCGCCCUGCUUGCAGACUGCCCGAUCACAGCACAGAUGUAUGAAGACAUAGCACUGAUUAAGGAUCAUACUCUUGUGAAUUCUUUGAUUCGAGUGCUGCAGACCUUGCAGGAGUUCAACAUUACGCUGGAGGCAUCUCUUGUCAAAGGAAUCGAUAUUUGACCUCUUGUCCCACAGGAAAAACUAUCUUUUUUUUUUUUUUAAAAAAGCAACAAGGAGUGAAUCUCAUUAGUAUGCAAAAGUUCUGUCUGCCAGUACAUUGUAUCGUGAACUUGUUCAUGGCCCUAAAAUGCAACUUUGACUUUUCUUGAAGGAAACUCCAAAAAUAGUACAGGCAAAUGGAUAGAAGCUGUAAACUCAAUGUAAAAAAGAGGAUUUUGGUAUAAAUCUAUUUUAGAGUUUAUUUGCUGAUUUGCUUUUUACACACUUUCAUGUGAAAGAGAUAGACAUGAGUAUUGUGCAGCUUAUUUUAAAGCUGCAGUAUUUCCUUGCCAUAGAAAAUGUGCAGUGAGCCUUUCAGCAUUCUGUGAACUUGCCUUCAGAUAUGCUGUAUGUCAUAGACCCCAAUGUAUACACUCCAUUUCUGCUGAGAAGGUCAUUCCUAUAGUUUUUAAACUAAUAUUUUAUAUAUUAACAUUAUUACCAAUGUUUGAUUUUUAACGUAUUGGGUCAUGUUCUGCUGCAAGGGAACUACAAAUCUGAUGUGUGCUUUUUUUUAAUAGCUCCAAAGCACUGAUGUGUCAACAAAUCAUUUUUUCCUUUAUUUUUGUUGUCAGUAUUAUUUUUAGUGAAAUCGGGAGACUGAACCAUGAAAUGUGCAGAGAUCAAAGUAAUAUUUUUCAUAUUGGUACGUAAUUGCACAGAAGAAAUUAAGCGUGUUUUUUAACUGAUGUUUUUUAUUUAUUUAACCUAUCAUUGUGUUUUGUAAGUUUGUCUUUAAAAAAAAAAAUCUUCUAUGAUACAACUGGCUAUAUUAUGUUGCAAUUCAGAAUUUACAGUGCAGCCCACUUAAAUGAAAAACCUGGAAUAAUUGUUCAUAACACAAAAAUGUUUCCACUUGAACUAGCCUUUUGAAGUUUGGUAUAUGGUUGCUGCUGGUAAUUCUCUUAACUGCUAAUAAAGAGGGACAUGAGUUUCCCAAAUGCCAGAUGACUAAAUAAAGAGGUUUAUGCCCCCACAAAAUAAUAAUGGUAUACCUACUACUAACAAAUAUAAUGAUUUCAUAAUUUUUCUGAAAAGACAGUAAGGUUUUUUCUUUUCCUUUUGAAUGAAUAUGUCUUGGGUCCUGUUGUCACAGUUUGCUUCAUUUGGGAUGCUUUUGUUUUUAGCAGAGAAAGCUUUAGUCCGCUUCUACAAUAAAACACAAACAUUUUGAAAGCUUAAUUUAUUGGAGAUCUGGAACUUGGCAAAUGCCUAAAGGCAUCUCUGUUCAUUUGAAUCCUCUGAUAAAAAUCUCUGUGAAAUGAAUAUGUGACUUAAGAACAGGCUGAUUUAUCAGCAUCACAAAUUACUGUACAGAAAUUCAGGGCUAUGUAUUUAAGAGGUCUCCACUGUAUAAACUUAUCUCAAUAUUGUCUCUCUUUUGAGAAGCAGAGUCCAAGUUUUUCGGUUCAUACAAUAUUGUAGCACCUUUUCUUUACGUACGGCUUAUUCACAUCUUGUGAUAGUUUUAUUGCCAUAAUUUAUAAGUAUAGCACAUGUAUUAAAUUUUUGACUAUUUUUACUUUUGUCCUAUUUAUUUCAUUAUUAAACUGAGAAGUUCCUUUGUCACUA